CGCUCACGGUUUAAGAGGGUCGCCGCCGCGUCUGCGCAUCGGAAGCUGGUUGCCGCUGCGGCCGCCUGGAAUUGUGGGGAUUGUGUCUACCCCUCGGCUGCUAGGCGGGAAGCCGAAGGUCUCUAUGCCUCUCCGGGGCCUGCCCUUAUCUAGGAUGGCUCCUCUGGGCAUGUUGCUUGGCUUGCUGAUGGCCUCCUGCUUCACUUUCUGCUUCAGUCAUCAGAACACAGAGUUUGCACUGACCAAUCCAGAGAAGAGCACGACGAAAGAAACAGAGAGAAAGGAAACAACAGCAGAGGAGGAGCUGGACCCCGAGAUCCUGGAGGUGUUUCACCCGAGCCAUGAGUGGCAGGUCCUUCGGCCAGGUCAAGCUGUCCCUGGGGGAUCCCAUGUGCGGCUGAAUCUCCAGACUGGAGCAAGAGAAGUGAAACUUCAAGAUGAAGACAACUUUCGAAAUACUUUGAAAGGCUCGAAAAAAGGCAAAAGGCUGGACAUCAACACUAAUACCUAUACAUCCCAGGACCUCAAGAAUGCACUGGCAAAAUUCAAGGAAGGGGCACAGAUGGAGAGUUCAAAGGAAGACAAGGCAAGGCAGGCUGAGGUUAAACGUCUCUUCCGCCCCAUUGAGGAGCUAAAGAAGGACUUUGCAGAGCUGAAUGUUGUCAUUGAGACUGACAUGCAGAUCAUGGUACGGCUGAUUAACAAGUUCAACAGUUCCAGCUCCAGCCUGGAAGAGAAAAUUGCUGCGCUCUUUGAUCUUGAAUAUUAUGUCCAUCAGAUGGAUAAUGCACAGGACCUGCUUUCCUUCGGUGGCCUUCAAGUGGUGAUCAAUGGGCUGAACAGCACAGAGCCUCUGGUGAAGGAAUAUGCUGCGUUUGUGCUGGGGGCUGCCUUUUCCAGCAACCCAAAGGUCCAGGUGGAGGCCAUCGAGGGGGGAGCCUUGCAGAAGCUGCUAGUCAUCCUGGCUACAGAGCAGCCUCUCACUGCGAAGAAGAAGGUCCUAUUCGCACUGUGCUCCCUACUGCGACACUUCCCCUAUGCCCAGAAACAGUUCCUGAAGCUGGGGGGCUUGCAGGUCCUGAGGAGCUUGGUACAGGAGAAGGGCACAGAGGUGCUGGCCGUGCGUGUGGUCACCCUGCUCUACGAUCUGGUCACUGAGAAGAUGUUUGCCGAGGAAGAGGCCGAGCUGACCCGGGAUAUGUCCCCAGAGAAGCUGCAGCAGUAUCGCCAGGUGCAUCUCCUGCCAAGCCUGCGAGAACAAGGCUGGUGUGAGAUCACUGCCCAUCUGCUGGCACUGCCUGAACAUGAUGCCCGUGAAAAGGUGCUGCAGACACUGGGUGCCCUCCUCGUCACCUGCUGGGACCGCUACCACCAGGACUCCCAACUCAGCAGGAUGCUGGCCAAUCUACAGGCUGAAUACCAGGUGCUAGCUGCCCAGGAGCUCCAAGAUGGAGAGGAUAAGGGAUACUUCUGGGAACUGCUGGGUUCUAUCAACAACUUGCUAAAGGAGCUGAGAUGAGGCUGCCUCCUAACCACAGACUGGACAGGAAUGCUGCUAGUAAAGCUAAGAGUCGACCAUUAUUUCUGCUCUCGAGAUGACUUAUGUCUGUCAUAUCUGGGUGGUGGAGACACUAAUCAACAGUGCGCACCUGUGCUUUCCAGCCCCACCUUCAAGACGUCAUCUUCGUGGCUAGAAAUCUGAUGGAGUAUUCGUGGCUAGAAACCUGAUGGAGUAUUUACACCAUGGACACUGGGAAAUGCUACAAAUCAAGGCUUAAUUUAUUGUUUUGUUGAUUGUCUAGACUUCAAGUGAUGAAGAAAAUGUUUCAAAAGUGUUAAUAAUGCUGAUUAAACUUAAAAGUGUCAUCUAUCGAUAGCACAGAAAUCUGAAGGAAUUGUCUUACAGUAUUUGACAGUUAUUAUCUGAUUUAGCAAAGAAGUCAUUCGCUGAUGAACAAGUGAAACUCCCACAGAUGUUUUUGUUGUUUCACUUUCAUCUUACUCCUUGACGUUAAGUAUCAACCAGCAUUCUUGUCAGAACCAGACUCCUUUGUCAAUUACAACUGUCAGUUGGCUAUGGAUGCAGGAUUUCAACAAAAAUCAUUGAAAUCCUGUGAGAAUCAGUAGAGAGUAUUGUGUAUUUUGUUAUUUGUGAAUUGUGUGCUACAAUCCCUUUAUAGGAAUAAAAUGUAUAUAAAUGA
Molecule: messenger RNA, 2201 nt
Organism: Miniopterus natalensis
Lineage: Eukaryota; Metazoa; Chordata; Mammalia; Chiroptera; Miniopteridae
Gene: SIL1
Product: SIL1 nucleotide exchange factor
Cellular component (GO): endoplasmic reticulum
Molecular function (GO): adenyl-nucleotide exchange factor activity
Source: RefSeq, a predicted model, not a curated record